AUGCCAUCGUAUUAUGCUGUCGCCAAAGGUGUGAAAACUGGGGUCUACGAUAAUUGGGAUGAUUGUAAGUCAAUGGUUAAUGGGUAUAAAGGUGCCGUUUAUAAAAAGUUCCCGUCUCUUUCAGCAGCUCAACAGUUUGUCAGAAGUCAUAAGCAAAAGGAAGAAAUCGUCGAAGAAAGAUUGGCGACUGAAGAACCAAAGAUUCAAGGGCAACUUCUGAAAUUUAAGCCGGAAACGCAUGCUUCUUCUCUGAAACCCCAGUCGCAUUAUAUAUCGGAGAUGCCUAAGCUAUACAGUGAUAUAUCUAGGUUUUACAAUCGACCUUCUUUCUUCAAAUCAUUAGGUGGUUCGGCAAACACAACUCAUCGCAUAUUUGUAGAUGGUGCUUCGAGGGGCAAUCUGCGAUCUAAAAUGACUGCUUCGGGUUAUGGCGUCUUUUACGGUACCAAUGAUCCCAGAAAUGCUGCUGUUGGUCUACAUACGCUCGACGAUUUAAACGUGUUCAAGCCGACUAAUCAGCGAGCAGAAUUGAAUGCAAUCAAACACGCUUUAAUAGACAUAGCGAAUGCGUUAAACUCUGCUGGAGGCACCAACGUUGACGAAAAGUAUGUUAUAUAUUCAGAUUCCCAAUAUGCCCAAAAUUGCGUGGGCAAAUGGCUAGAUACCUGGUUUAACAAUGGCUGGAAAAGCAGCCUGGGCAAACCUGUCUCCAAUAAAGAUAUAAUAGAGAGCUGCUUACCGAUUUUAAACUACAUCAAUUUCACUUAUGGUAAAAACAACUUAGGAGUUCUUGAAUUUCAGCAUGUCAGAGGACACAGAGGUAAUUUUGGCAAUGAGUGGGCUGAUAAAUUGGCAAACAUUGGUGCUGAUACAAUGCAAAGGGAGCUAAAUUUAUGA
This is a messenger RNA of Priceomyces carsonii, 897 nucleotides long. Its product is annotated as ribonuclease H family protein. The coding region runs from base 1 to 897 and encodes 298 amino acids. Lineage: Eukaryota; Fungi; Ascomycota; Pichiomycetes; Serinales; Debaryomycetaceae. The transcript has a single exon. Gene Ontology annotation, molecular function: RNA-DNA hybrid ribonuclease activity; nucleic acid binding; magnesium ion binding. Gene Ontology annotation, biological process: DNA replication, removal of RNA primer. The record is from RefSeq and is a predicted model, not a curated record.